This is a messenger RNA of Colletotrichum siamense, 2097 nucleotides long. RefSeq lists its product as uncharacterized. The transcript has a single exon. The coding region runs from base 1 to 2097 and encodes 698 amino acids. The record is from RefSeq and is a predicted model, not a curated record. NCBI's taxonomy places the organism in Eukaryota, Fungi, Ascomycota, Sordariomycetes, Glomerellales, Glomerellaceae.
AUGUCUCACAAUGACUGGCUCGGCAAAGGGAACGAUGCCUAUCACUUGAUUUCUCCUAUCACCCCAAAGUCAGACAUUAGUACUGGCGAAUUAUUAUCGGUCGCACCCCCCUCCCCCCCAAGAAGUCGAUAUUGGACGAGAACAAUCAUUGGCCUGCUUGUACCCCUCAGCGUUACGGGUUACUACUACUGGAUAUGGCAGUACCUUCUGUCCCGACCGCAAGACGACGCAAUCAAGUUUGGGUCAGCAACCGAAAUUUGGGUGUACUAUUCCUGGUUCAUCAUCGGUGUUUUUGCCCUGGAAUGGUCUAAGCAUGGCCUCGUCGGAGUUGAAGUUGCCAUGCUAGAGACGAAGACGUUUGGGGCGCGUCACCUGGUUGCACUCUUAAGCCACAGCGAGGGGACCUGGAGCGGACCUGGCGGCUGGUUCAAAUGCAUCACAAAAGCCUUCAAGAAGAAUCAAAGCGGAGCAAAGACCAGUCUGGGAGAUUCUCUGAAGACCUACAAACUCUGGUACAUCCUCGCCUUCAUCAGCCUGUCUCUGUACGUCGGAAUGCCUCUCUCGGGUCUGACUAUGGAGCUAUCUGAUGGAUAUGUUCGGUUGAAAGAGGCUCCGAUGGUAGUUGGCCGAAACUCGACAAAUUUUCACAAGAGAUAUGAAAUACAGGGUGAAACCACCAAAGAGCCCGCGCCGCAGGCCCUUUGGCAAAUGGGAUCCCCUGCCACACUACCCGGUAUCGGAAUUAUAUUCACUCCAGACUGUUUCAAUCGUGAAGGCCACGACAAUUUAGCCGAGACUCCAAAUCGUCUCCCAACAGACCAAAGGAUUCCUGAGAUGUUCAUCGUACCGCAGGCGCUUGGGCCAAUUUCUGGCAGGCCGUGGGGUCUUCGAGUCGGAUACAACUGCUCAAUUGUCGAGGAUGUUUCUGAGUUUACUGUUCUGGGCCACUACACGGGUCAUUGGUGCCGUUCGUUUUGGCCAUCACAUGGGAACUCGACAAAACCCUGCGCCACGGCUCAAAUGUUUGAACGCACCAACAUAUGGUCAUACUCCGAGGUGGGGAGCAGGUUGGACGUGAAAGAAACACAGGCUUCCCAAGAUACCAUUGGCAACAAACCGGAGCCGCUCGUCUCAACUGACACCCAAGUCAACGUUCUUGAAUGGGCUGUCUGGCAGGCACGAACGAAUGCUUCUGUUGAUGCUACAGUUGAUGGGAAAGUUAUCGAGAUUGAAGAUUUCAACAGUACCGUCGGCACUACCGUCCGGGGAAUCGGUUCACCUUUCAUGAAGGCUAGUAACGGGUCCUGGUUCAUGAACACCACGUUCUUCGAACAGAGGAAUUAUACAAACGAAGUGGAUAUUACAACAAAGAAAAAUGUAACGAAGGACACUUGGAACAAGUUUGAUCACCCCCGCGGCACCAUCCAAGCUGCUGCUGCUAUUGGAGUCCGCUGUACCGUAAGAUCGGUGUUCGGCUCAGCAACGGUCGAUGCAAGAACAUCCAGCUUUUUUGAUUUUCAAAACGAAGAACCAACUCCGUAUGACGAUCCAGAAGUAAAUGCGGAAGAGCCGGUGAGCCGACUAGGCACCAUCGUGGAGGCUGUGGCAAGUGCGGCCAGUUUGGAGGACAUUUUCAAGUCAAUCAACAUUCGAGCCACGACGUCUGAGUCCAACUCAGUUCUGGUUUCCAAAUUUGUAACCUCAGAAGAUCUGCAGAAGUCAGUCUACUUGGCAUGGGGCCAAGAAGUUCUUAACCAUAUGUACGACAGCGUCUACGGUUUCGAAACCAGCUGGCCCUACGCAAACUUGACUUCAUCCAAGAAAGGCAAAGUCUUGACGAAAGGGGAGCUUCCACCGUUAGUGGCGGUGAUUCCCUUUGGCAUCUGGGCCGUUGGGUCUUGUGUACUCGGGAUCUUGUUUGGAUUCAGACGGAGGUUGGCGGAUUCGUUGAAUGGAUUCAGCUUCUUCCGUUUCGGAGUGUACUCCGCAGACAAACUGAAGACCGAGGAAAUCCUGCGUGCUAAGGAAGCUGAAGACGUUGCGACGUUGUGGAAUCUGCCAGGCACAUUGGAGGAAAGACCAAGAUACAGAAGCUGA